Messenger RNA from Lasiosphaeria miniovina, 622 nucleotides. RefSeq lists its product as uncharacterized. The transcript has 2 exons. Lineage: Eukaryota; Fungi; Ascomycota; Sordariomycetes; Sordariales; Lasiosphaeriaceae. The record is from RefSeq and is a predicted model, not a curated record. Bases 222 to 533 code for a protein of 103 amino acids.
GAUGGGAGUACCCAGACUCUGGUGGGGCGACGAUUAUUAUAAGCUUUGAUGCACGCACCCACCACCUUUUCCCUCGCACCUACCUGGGGGCCAUUGGCAGCUGGCAACGCAGGGACCGCUUUUUGUAUGGUAAAAUGCCGUAUUGCAUGGCAGCCACCCAACGGCCUACUGGGCACUAAGGAAGCCCGGCAAAGUCAAAAUGACACUAUUUAAACUUCCACAUGCCAGCAUUUGUGUGCGCAGUUGGUGUUUUAAGGUCUGCAGCGGCCAGUGGCCUUUGCAGGCUUUUCCUUUGCCAAACAACCCUUGAACACAUCAUCAACCUACCUUUCCGCUCAGUCUUCUUAAUGCCUUUUAUCGAGAUUUCCUCUGACGAUUCGAGCUCCCUAUCUCCCUCGCCCUCGCCGUCCCCGGCUCCGGCUCCCUCGACCUCGCUGUCCCCAGCUCCCUCGCGCUGGCUGUCGCUGUCCCGUGAAGAUGAUCCUUAUCCUCGUAGGAAGGGCGGCGAGGGUGACCAGGUUGACAUAGACUAGGUUACUAGAUUGAUAGAGUCGACACCAAGGAAUUGCCAUGAAAUUUGGCAAAUUUACGUACAAACCCGGGCCUCAGAGUUGCCAUUUGC